AGUCCAUUAUUUCAAUUAUGGUUGUUAAUUUUGUUUUAUAAAAAUCAACACUACCGUCAGUGUUGCCAAACACUUUAAAUUUUAAAAUUCAUCAAACACCUGCUCCACUAGAAAAUCACACAGCAACCAUGUUACCAUGGCAACGGUAGCAGGCUUGGAUACCAGGUUCUUGUGAUGCUGGAAUUUAUGCGGUCAGAUUAGUCUCGUGGAUUGUUCUGAACGUGUUGGUCUGGCAAAUUAAAACUUCCGUGCAUACAGUGAGUGGUGUGUUUGAAGAUGAAUAAUAAUCGUACUACAUCCAAUAAUGGUCAUUCUAGCAAUGGCCAGGAGCAGCACCAAAUGGUAAUGUUUCCUGUUCCACCACCUGCCAUUCCACCCCAACAUGCUUACUCCAGAGUAAAGCAAUGCCCCACUGUGCCAUUCCUAAUGAUUCGUGCCCCAAUGCAACCCGUAUUGUUGUACGGAGUUCCUAGAACUUAUGAGCAGACGCAAUUCAAUUUCAGCUACUCGUCCGGUAAUGGCAUUUCGUUCCCAAGUAACCCUGAAUUGGGCGUUGGACAAUCGCCAUCGGUUGUUUCAUCGUUCGAAUUCAAGAUGUCGUCUAGCGUUAUCAACGACAAUAAGUCCAAUAUGUCUUGCCCCGUUUUGGAAACAGAAACAAUUAGUAACUACGAAACAUUACCGUCAUGUAGCGAAUCAAAAAGUUCAGCUGCUCUGGACUGCCUUGUAGAACAGUUUCCGGAACUAGUGAAGACGGCAUUGGAUGGUUGCAAGAAAGCGGAAGCACUUGUCACCUGUCACCAGAAACGGCCGUGUUUUAAGAAAAUUGAUAGCCUCUGCGCUAGGUUGAAGCAGGACCUGGUAAAGGCAGAUAAUGUAAUGUCCAACAUCAAUUCACAGGGUCUGGCAUGGGCGGUGAAAGAUUUCAUCUUCGUAUUCACCAGAAUCAUGAAUGCUUGGAUCAUCAUCAAGGGAUACGUGUCCAGCAAACCGGAUGGUUUGAUGUCGAUCCAACGCGAACUAUGCCCAAACUUUCUGAUCGCAUUUAGACACUGGCAUGAAGCGACCCACGAACUGGUGCAAUCGCUUAUCAAAUCGUUCAUCAACUUGAAUAAGCUUGCAAAGCAACAGCGUAGCGGGGGCAACAUUUUCGCUAAAACUGAAGAACAGGAAUCAGUGUCCGGCGAUGGGCCCAACGCGGGACAAACUUUCCGCGAUAUUGUCGAGGACAUCGAAGAAACGGAAUCGCUUAACUUAAAUACUGGAGCUUAUAUUCGGGCGGGAGUUUACCCCAAUGUAACCUGUCCACCACCAGGGUUCCCGGAGAAACCACCGUUGUUGGCUUAUGGCUCGCCUACUGAACAUGCCCAAGCAACGGAACCGAUUGCAUCACUUUCUCCUAUAGGUUCCGAAUAUUCUGCGAUGAAAAGGACUUGUCAGGGUAUGGAUUUCCUGCGGAAAACGUCGAACGAGUGUAUCGAAUGGGUGCUGGGUGAAGUUCGUUCGAUCGAGGAAGGACAAUAUUUCUAUUGUCUUAACUUUGCUAAAAAUUAUUUUCCUGACUUCGAUCUGAUUGCAUGGGACAUGAUAGAGCUACGCAAAGUCUACAAAAAGCAUGAUGCGGGUCAGUAUAAAAUGGUGGUAGAAUUGCUGGAUGAUUUGCAGCAGAUAGUUGAUACCUGCCGGCGGUACGUAGAAAUUUCCACCCAGUUUGUGAUUUGGAAUGCUAAUGGCCCGGUUGAGGAAAACUGCACCGCCAACCAGCGCAUUGAAUGGGAAAACUUUCCAAAAAUGCUAAGUUUUAUUGUAAAAAUGGAACAUCUUUUGUCCAAGACACGGAAAGGAUCUACCAUGGCAGAUCUUGGCAUGAAUAGUCCAUCGUAAAAUUGCUGGUUAGAAAGUGCUCUCGUAGUACAGUGCUCUUCCUCAGUGCUCCUGCAAUAGCUCAAGAAUGGACAGUAAAUUUAAGACUGAAACAAAACAAGACUAAAUGCCAUCUUCGUCAUCAUAAAAACAACUGCAACAACAAAAGCAUAGUAAUAUGUUAGCAUAUGAUUACAGGGAAUAAUUGAACUUAUUGGUACGUUUAGACAAGCCGUGCCACAAUACUCAGGAGCUUAAAACUAAUACUCAAGAAAACACGUGUGCGUCUGUUCGUUAUUUAAAACUAGAACAAUACCGUUUAAAUGGUUUCAACUGUAUUGUAUCAUCAUUAUUAUUUGAACAAUAAAAAUUAAUCAGACAUCUGUUUAUUAUCCCAA
This is a messenger RNA of Anopheles funestus (African malaria mosquito), 2261 nucleotides long. RefSeq names its product protein mitoshell (gene mtsh). The record is from RefSeq and is a predicted model, not a curated record. NCBI's taxonomy places the organism in Eukaryota, Metazoa, Arthropoda, Insecta, Diptera, Culicidae. The transcript is spliced from 5 exons. Gene Ontology annotation, molecular function: protein binding. The coding region runs from base 277 to 1884 and encodes 535 amino acids.